This is a messenger RNA of Callithrix jacchus (white-tufted-ear marmoset), 4640 nucleotides long. RefSeq lists its product as uncharacterized. The record is from RefSeq and is a predicted model, not a curated record. NCBI's taxonomy places the organism in Eukaryota, Metazoa, Chordata, Mammalia, Primates, Cebidae.
CCAUCUGCAGAACAAACGCACAGUUACUUUCCCCCCGGAAAACUAUGACGAAGGCAUUAUCUAUUGGCUUAGACAUAAAUGACUUGACCGAGGAAAUCAUUAAGCCCAUUGACCUCCAUUACUAUGAAGCAAUGGAGGCAACGGGAUCGUUUCUUGGACUAAGGCCCCUUCCAGGGUCAGGAAGAAAAGUGUCCGCUUUCGACAUUGGAACAGCGUCCCCUUCCUGGUCUUCCCUGAACCCCUCUUCCCGGUCUUCCCUGAACCCCUCUUCCCGUGCUCCCCUCGGGAUGACCCACCUGAACUCCAGUUCCACUCCCUCCGGAGCCAGCGUGCCGGCGGCCGGGCUCCCCCGGAACCAAGGGACUCCGAGUCCGGGCACAACUCCGGUUCGGAGGGAGGGCCAGGAACCGUCCGCACGCUCCUGUGCAAGCAGCGGCUCGGAGCCCGGGAACCCGGCGGGAAUGCGAAGGCUACAGAUGUCAGCGGCGUCCAGCCAGCAAGUGGAGGCGCCCUCCUCCGAGCGCGGUCCUCUGAAGAGUGAGCGCUCAGCCCCUCAGGCUCGUCCCUUCCCGCCGCGACGCUCUCGCCCUACGAGGCUCAUGUUACCAUUCUUUUCCGGCCCCGGAACGAACCCGCAGAACAGUCGCCGGCACCUAAAGGUCGGUAUUUGUCAAUCUCCUUUUCUCGUGGAGGGGAUGGAGGCGGAGACACCGAAGUCCGUGCGGGGCUUGGAAGCGGGCGAGGGCGCUGCGAGGACGAGCGGAAGGCGGAGAGGCGCCGCGCCUCCCACAGGCCGCCCGCGCCCUGCUCCCCGGUGCUGGUCUUGCGCGGAGAUGCCGCUGGCGUCGGCCACGAGCGGGAGCCCGCAGCCCGGAGCCCGGGAGGGGAGGGCGGGCCGCCCGGCGGGGGUGGGCACUGUCGCGCGGCCUCCAGACGCGGCACACACAGACCCGGGCGCCAGGCGGCGGCGGAGGGCAAGCGUGACGCUGAGUGGGAAGAGGAGGCUCCCCGCCUGUGCGGGUCCUCUCUCUCCGCGCCUGGGCUUCUCCGGGCAAUCUGGGACGGACAGCUGUGCGGGCGCUCCGUCAAGUCACCCAAAGGGCGCCAGGCCAGAGAUUCCAGAGGAAAAGUCGCCAGCGGCGCGCGGGUGUCCCGGGGAUUCCUCCAUGCUGCCGGCAGGAGCGCGGCACGCCGGGGCGCGGCGUCUGCGGGAGGCGGAGGCGACCCGGGGCUGGGCAGGUCCCGCGAAGAGGGUAUUCCCCGGGCAGCGCGUCCUGCCGUUCGGGCCUGGUAGGGGGUGGGGAGGGAGGAGGAAGAGGAUCCGAAGCGAGGCCGAGCUGAGGCUCCGAGUUCUCAGGCAGCGGCUUCUGGAGAACACCCUGGAGACUCACGGCAGCGCCAUCCACGGGGCCCCGGUUGGGAUAUGAUAGUGCCACCCCGCUCCUCCCCCGCCUCUCACGACCGCACUCCGCGCGCCUGUCGCUACGAGGGAUACCUGUCCUCGCACCCUCCUCCGCGAUGGCCAGAAAACGUGGGGAUCAAGAUAGGACUCUGGCAGAUGGUACUCCUCCCUCCGCCUAACGUAUCCAUGCAUCAACGCCCCUGACAGCGCAAGCUGGAACCUGUGGCAGCCUCACCAAGGGACAGCGGGCCCAGCACCGAGUACCAGCACGCUGGGAUCUAGAGCUCACAACUCGAAAGGAAAGGGGACUUAGAAGAGGCAACAGACAUGCUUGCAAUGCAGGCUUCAGCCUGUCUAGAGCCAACAAGACACACCAUGGUCACCUCUUUGUUACAACCUAGACAGGAUGCCCACAUGCUUGGGAUAGAUAAGGCUGUGGACUUCAGACGCUGUUUUCUCUUUUCCUUCUUCUUUCUCAUCCUCAUCUCUGUCCCUCCCUCCUUUUCUUCUCGCCCUGUCUCUUCUUCCCCUUUCUACUCUCUCUCUCUGGUGUCUCACUUGAGAAAGACCUAGAUUUGAGCAGGAAGUUAUGCCUUAAAAACUGUUCGCAUUAUAAAUUCAAAAUGCAUUUGAACAGUAUAGGUUGACUGUAUGGCUGCAUGAAUAAAGCACUAUGCUGUAAUACUUGUUUUGGUGAAUCACUUGAAUUUUAAAACAGUAUAAAAACAUAUUUAAUAAAUGUUGAAUGUGUCCUUUAUAUAAAGACCAAUUACCUCUAAAUUUUAUAUAAGUGCAACUUGAUCUAGAGUGCAAGGGACUUAAUUCCUUACCCUCACCCCCCACACAUACACUGCCUUUUGUAGUUAGCGUUAUUUUCUAACCUUCUUUUUCUCUCUAAAGAAGUGCAGCUCUAAGACACAAAAUAGGAAUUCUGGGAAGCAACGUAGCAAGGGGAGGUUUCCUGGGAAUAUUAUCAGGUGCUCAAGGAAAUACACUUGGAGAAUCAUUUAAUUAUAUUGGAUGUAUUUUUAAGUACUGAUACAGCUAUUAAUUUUCAAAGUAAAAUAACUCAAAAGUGCACUGGGAAUUAAAAUCUCUCAUUUUAAAUAAUGCCUGUUUUUUAAUACCUAAAAAAAUCGUCUUGGGUCAGGACUGGACAUAUUAUCAUUCUAUUUGUUGACUCCAGGGUGUUGAGUUGAAACAUGCUUCAUUAUUGUUACACUAGUAGACGGUCUUGCAUGCAGCACCCAUUCAGAGAACAUCAUCAUGAAUUACAGUGCGCUGUUACAUCAUCAUGAAUUACAGUGACAUAAUCACUGUUACUUCCCCAAUCAAGCACAUGCAGAAUACAUGGUAGAAGAAAAGGCGGAAGUUACUAUGCUCACCUCUGUUUUACAGCACAGUUCUAGAUCCUCACUUUAGAUUUCUCUUUUACUCUGUAAAAUUUAUUUGUUUUUGAUUCAAGGCAUAAUUUCUCUUUCCCUUCAGUCAGGUAUUCUUUCACAAUUCCUCAUGUAAAUUACCAACAGAUGGCAAUGUAUCUAACUAAAAUUGGUAUGCUAGGUUGAGUUUACAAACAAAAAAACUCCACAUGACAGUUAAUAUUUUUGCUCCAACAAUUCAGAUUAAAUGCCAAUAUAAAUAUAUGUGUAUAAUAUAUAUAUGUGUGUAUAUAUAUAUACAGGUGGGCAUGGUCUUUUAAAUUUUGCCUUAUAUAGAAAGACACCCAUUUUAUGUCCUAUUUGCACUCCGUUCUGUUAGGAUUCAACUGGCAACCUCAGGUUAUCAGAUGCCGCUAAUAAUGUACUAAUAGCUAUAGGGACACAUGGAAAGAAAACAGAGCAUUAUCAGUGACUUUGAGUAACUUACACUCUAGUUGAAAAUACAACACAAAGGCAAUUGAAAUAAAGUACCAAAGCUGCUUUGGUACUAAUCUUAAAUUGAGCCAAAUUUAAGCCCUAUAUUUAAGGAGGCAGAAGGACAUUCCUUCAGUUAUCUCUCUAUUCCAAAAUGUAGUGACUUUAAAAAGCAAUUAUUUUGCUAUUUCUCUUGUGGGUCUGUGCAUUGAAGAGGCUCAGCUGGGUGGUUACGCUUGCUGACACAGGCUGAGGCCUAGGAGGUUGAAUGGGCUGAGCCAAAAUGGCUACUUUACAUGGCUGACAGUAGGCAGUGACUGUCAGCUGGGAGGUCAUGGGGCUGUCAACUGGAGCUCCUCAGCUUUCCUCCAUAUGGCCACUGCAUGUGGCCUGAGCUUCUCAUCACAUGGUAGUUAGGAUCCAAGAGAAAGUAACCCAAGAACCUGUGUUCCAAGCGGGAGAAAACAAAAACUGUCAAAUCCUCUUAAAAGCUAAGCCCAGAACUGGUACAGGCUCACUUAGGGAGCAGUCACUAGACAAGCCCAGAUUCAAGGAUGAUGUGGAGGUAGGGGAUAAAAUUAAUAUCUCACAGAAAAGUAUGAAAGAGAAUAUGUGGCCGUUCUUAAUCUGCUUUAGAUAUUCAAAGUCACAGAGGUAGGGAUUCAUAAAGAAGGCCUAACCAGGUUAGAAACCAGAUGAUGGGAAGAAGUAGGGAAAGGUUCUCAUAGUUUGGGUUCUGUAGAAUUGUUUAAUUGGUACAAAGACAGGAAAUGACUUGAAUUUAGGGUGCAAAUACUCUUAUUACCUUGAUAUUUAAAAAAACACAUGAUGACAGGAAUGGAACUUAAUUUGAAAGAUGUGCAGUCAUGAUUUUGCUGUGUUAGCAGAUAUUUUCAAAUGAACUAGUUAAAAGCUUUAUAUCUGCAAAGAUAAUGCCUGGAGAAAGACUGUCAUUUCACAAACCAAAGGAAGGUCAUCAGCAACAAACUUUGGAGUAUAUGUUUUUACCCCAACACUUUAGAGUUGCAAAUUGAUAAGCUUUUGUUAUUAAAUAUAAUAACAAAAGUAUAAGAGAAAAUGUAAAUUGCAUUAUUUUUAAGGUUAUAGUAACUACAUUCUUAAGAAAUUAUAUUGAAAUUUAUCAGUUAUCUUUAAUCUUGAAUUGGUAGGGUUUAUUUUCAUUUAGAUUUGAGUGUUUUCCAAGUUUUUUAUCAGAAGGCACAAGCAUUAAAACAUAAAGACAAUGUGUCUAGAAAUUAAGAUGCAUUCAUACUUCUUUUGUGUAAUAGAGAUCUCUGGAAUAUAAAAAAAUCUUGAAAGUUUUCACUCUGGAUAAACUACUAGGCUACUUUCUUAUUACUCUGUGUUUGACUAAGUUACCU